Symbiodinium necroappetens is the source of this 378-nucleotide messenger RNA. The record is from the annotation of a GenBank genome assembly. Lineage: Eukaryota; Dinophyceae; Suessiales; Symbiodiniaceae.
AUGCGACUGCUCGCUCCAGCCGCUGCAGCUAGCGAACCGAAGCACCGCUUGAAAGGCGCCGAAGAAGUGGGAAACUUCUAUCAACGAGCUCUUCGAAGUGCCCGAGGCAAGUGCUGCCACUGUCGCCGGACACACGAGAGGGGGCUACUCCUUUCGCAGGCAGAAAAGCCCACAGGGGAUGAGACGAAAGCCGGCGAGGACAAGUGCGUCGACAUCGAGGAGGAGCUUUUCGACCACAUCCCAGACGAGAUCGAGAAGGAGGAAAUCCAGCACGGAAACGAGCAGGACUUCGACCACGAGGAGGAAGAUUGGAACGACGACCUCUUCGACGAGGACGGUGUCCCUGACCUCAGUCAGGGCCAGGACGCAGGGGUCUAG